Molecule: messenger RNA, 5587 nt
Organism: Stereum hirsutum FP-91666 SS1
Lineage: Eukaryota; Fungi; Basidiomycota; Agaricomycetes; Russulales; Stereaceae
Exons: 6
Coding region: 392-5290 (1632 amino acids)
Source: RefSeq, a predicted model, not a curated record
UCACUAGCGCUCGUGCGAGUCUGAUCCGUGAUGGAUGCAUGAUGGUCUCUCUUGGUCUCGUUCGUUUCUCGGCCGCUGGGUCUCCUGUGGGCCAGGACAUGCCCUGAGAGCUGAGAGCUGAGACCUGAUCGUCUGUUCCGCCCUCCGCGUCUGCCUUCUGUUCCUCUCUCUCUUUCGUUCUGUUUCAAAACCUCUGGACGAGGUUUUCCGUUUCUUACUUCGACUUCAACUUCGUUUCGGAUGCUUCGCACCGUCGCUUUGUCUUUGCUUUAUUGAAAUAUCUAUUUCGUUACGUUUCGUCCGUUCGCUCUUCAUCAUAUAUUUAUCACAACUGGACAUUUGCUUUCCUUUUUCCUUUUUACAUUCAUUCUGCUGGAGAGAAUCAGAUAGGAUGGAUCCCCGACGUGUAUUCUGGGGCUCGAGGAGACGUUCUGUGUCGAUUGCGAAGACUGAGGGGAUGGAGGAUAGUAGUCGAGAAAACAAGUUAUAUUCGCUCCUCAUCGACAUGCAAGAUUCUCGAGAAGAUUCGCCAUCUCGAACCAGUUCUUCUUCCCCCUACUCCUUCGCUGCAGUCCCCUCCAGUCCAGCCGACUCAUCCUCGUCACCCUCCGAGCGUGAACGCGUCACUGUACCGCCACAUCUCGCAUUGAAACGCGCCACGGCGAGAGAUUCUGAUUCUGCAGUGGCUGUGGCUGUGGCUGAGACGGACACGGAGCGAGGGCCAUCAUCUCCCGCUUUGAUCCCGUCGUCGCAGACAGGAACGGUCGCUCCUUCGACUACACCCUCGACAGAAAAUGGAUCCUCGUCGAACCUCGCGGUACCUUCAUUAGAAACGACACCGACGACACAGACUAGAACGCGACUCACAUCUUCAUCCGCCCUCUCUGCAUCUUCGAUCAUACCUCCCUCCCCAUCCCCAUCCCCAUCUGCAUCACCAUCAUCCCUUUCUCGUUCGGCUUUUCCAUCUCGAUCUUCUACAGCCGGGAACUCUACUUCUACCGGUGGCGGUGGUACUGGAGAUAGUUCUCCAGGAGCAGAUCCCGCCCGUUCGCAACGUCCUUCGUCUUCUUCUCCCACUUCUUCCGCUGUUGGUGGCAGUGGUGGUGCUACGGGCUUGCCAUCUAGCUCGAUGUCUUCACCGUCAUCGGAUUCGACGGCGACGGCGACGCCCGUACCGACGAGUACAGAGGCCCCUAUCCCAGCCUCACAAUCUGUUACGUCGACCACCACGGAAAGUCGAACGGACGAGCAGUCAUCCUCGAUUCCGGGUCCUACCGCCCCCGAGUCUAUAGCUACGUCGACCAGCGAAGUUUUGACUGAUUCGACUUCGACCAUUAUUUAUUCUCUUUCAUCCUCGCUUUCGAGUUCGAGUUCUGACACGACCUCUUCCAUCGCCACACCCGCACCCACGCAAAUCACUUCGACUUCUCCUUCUACUGCGUCUCCGUCUCAGGCUUCAGCAUUGAAUAGUCAGAGCGGAGUUCCAACGACGACAACGGAACCUGCGGUCUCUCAGACUGCGAGCUCGACGGGUACUGGCGGUGGAGGUACAGGUGGUGGUGGUGGCGGGUUGUCCAACUCGACGACACAGAGCGCUGGACGAACGACAACGUCUUUGGAUUCCUCGACCGCGUCGGCCGUUUCAACGAGUUCGGUCGUCACGCCCACGUCCAGUGCGCUGACGUCCAGUGCUAGUGCGUCUACGACCGCCGUGCCGUACAGUUCUCCAAUAACAUCCAUUUCGCCCACUACGACUUCGUCGUCCACUCCGACCUCUUCAUCCGUUUCCACUUCAGCCGUUACUUCUAGUGUACCACCGUCGAGUUUUCCCGCUACGACCCCGUCGUCCGUUUCCACUUCAGUCGUCACGUCCAUUUCGCCGACGAUUUCCUCGUCCUUGACAUUCGCUCCCACUUCCAGUUUGCCCACUACGACCCAGCGCACGUCGGCCCUUCCGUCUACGGCGACUAGUUCUCCUUCAUCAUCAUCCAAUGCUGAGACCACGACCACGACGAGCGUUGCUCCGACCUCCAGUUCCUCUGAAGCGGUGACGAGGACGACUGGGACUACUAGUGGAACUAGGAGCGGAGAAGGUUCGACUGGGACAGGCGGUGGUCAAACGACAUCUUCUUUUACUUCUGUCUCCCCCCCUACGACCUCCUCUUCCUUCGUUUCCUCCAGUACAACAACGACAAUCUCAUCUUCCACUCCGCCCUGGAGCACCGUGACAACACCGUCUCUUCCACCUUCAACCUCGACCAGGACCACGACCUCGAUCCCAAGCACAAAUACAAAUACCAUCUCGCCCCCUUCAAGCUCUCCUGCGGCCAGUAUCGACACUAGCACCUCGUCCUCUCCCUCGCAGAGCGUCACGGUAUCGUCGUCCUCGAGUGGGAGUGGGAGUGGGAGUGUAUCGGACGGGUCUGGAGGGGGGACUCGGACGACUACGAGUGCCGCGAACUCGGUAGGAAGUAUUACUAUCACGCACACCAACAGCAGUAGUAGUCCUGCUCCUACGGAUUCGCAGACUUCAUCUCGUGCCCCACCGUCGUCGUCGCCAUCGCCCCCGUCAUCGCCACACUUGGACUCUACGUCGACGUCUACACAAGCACAAACACACACGUUGACUUCGUCGUCGGUGUCGAUACCUGCCUCGACUUCAUCGCCGUUGUCAGCACCGAUUCCUACCUCGACUUCGAUCUCAACGCCGACUGCGAGUACGGCGCGUACGUCCUCCUCUAACUCUACAUCUGCUAUAUCGUCGUCUUCCACUCCGGUACUAUCGUCGGUUCCAACUACGACAUCGACUUCGACUUCGACAUCGAGCACGAUCCAUACGUCUCCUCCCACGUCCACUGGCAGGACGACGAACACUUCCGAUGCGCCCACAAUUACUAAUACGAAUACGAAUACCACUCCGGUUCGGUCAAGUGGGACGAGCUCGGUUUCGGCCGGCGUAUCUUCUCCAUCGACACCGGCGACGUCGACGAGAGGAAACACCUUUACGUCCCAGCCGUUAUCGACUUCUUCGGUCCCGACAGUCACACCUACCCAUACUCCGACUCACUCCACCACGAUAACUCCCACCACGACUGGUUCGCUCAGUAGUAGUGCGUUAGGUGGAGGAGGAGGAGGGGGAGGGGGAAAGAGUUCGCAUGUGGGAGGGACUGGGACUGGGACUGGGACUGGGACUGGGACUGGGACUGGGACUGGGACUGGGACUGGGAGUAUCAGUGGAGGGGGAAUCACUGCGACGAGGACAAGUACUGGAGGUGGAGUUACGACCACGAGUGCCGAUGGAAUAACGACUUCGAGCAGCAUCCACGUCACAUCCACGGGAACUAGGAGCUCAUCGAUUUCUAGUGUCAGCGGUUCGAUUUCUAGUGUCAGCGGUGGCCCUACUUCCUCCAUCAGGACGAGCACAGCCGGGAGGAGUGUUUCCUCUACCGCGGUCCCUGUCAGUAAGACGACCACUUCAGACUCGAGUCAAGUAAUCAGCGAUGGUGGUGGGCCGACUGGAAGUGGUACGAAUGGAGGCGGUGGACAGAAGACGUCCACUCCGGGUACGAUUUCUACAGCCAGUGCGAGUGGUGUUGCUCCUGUUCCUACCACAACCGCCACUGGAAGCGGAAGUACGUCAUCUGAGUCGAGUGGCGGUGGCGGUGGCGUUGUUACUUCAGCCAGUGGUAGUGCCUCCGAGUCCUCCGCAUCUCAGCCGACGAACACAAAUACCUCGCUUCCUUUAUCUACGACAGAUCCUGGUCGGGCGUCACUGACUUCUUUGGACACUACGACUACGCCCGUGCGUCCCGCGAGGCCUGUUCAGACUACGGGGCCGCUAAGCACGGCGACUAAUGGCGAUCCUUCAGCCUCUGACGCAUCCCCAUCCCCCAAGGGAUCAGAACCCGCUAGCCCAAUCGGUGUAAUCGGUAUAUCGAGGUCCUUCUCUAACGAAGUCACGACGAUCCACACCAGUACUGCUAUACUCACCACCGAACCCGGAGGUCAAAUCAGUACCCUCUCGUACUCAUCCGAGACAUUGACGAGCACCAUCGAGGUCCCAGUGCCUACACCUGGUGCUAACACUUCAUCGUCCAACGCGAACCUUUCCAGGAUCAUCGCCCCAAUCAUCGGAGCGCUCCUCCUCCUCGCCGUUCUCGUAUCCUUCCUCAUCUACCGCUCCCGUUGUCGUUCUUCCGCUUUCAACAACCUCGAGGGCGAGGGUAACGCUCCCGCCGGUCAAGGAGGAGCCAUCACAAGCCUCAGUCGUUCGUCGAGCUUUGCCUCGGGGGUACCUAGCGAUAUCUCGGAUAGUCAGAUCGCGGCUUGGAGGACUCGUAACGUCGCUGGUGCAGGUGCUACUCAAAUGUCUCAGGUUUCUGGGCCCAACUUGAAUGCUGCCAGUGGUACUGGUGUUGUUCACGUGAGGUCGUUACUCGACGUGUCUUCCGGAGAAUUCGGAUCGACCCCGUUCCUCUCACCAGCACUCAUCCCAUCCGUCUCGCCAUUCCCCACCUCAGACCAAAUGGUCCCGCGCUCGCGGUCGAUUACGCCUCCAGAUCAAGCUCAAGACUUGUUUUCUCCGAUUGCCUCGUCUGAGGGUGUGAGGGCGCCGAUGGCUUUGGUGCAUGCUUAUGAGCCUUCUGAGCGGAUAGUCGUGCCUUCGACGCCUAUUUCUUCGCGUUCGCAUUUCAGCGCUUAUUCUUAUAGGCCGUCUGAUUCCCCUGAGCCUGAGCAAGCGAUCGAGCAAGAGACGGUCCGGAAUGAAGGUCAAGACCUAGACGUUAUCGUGAAUCCGUUCGAUGACGCAUACAGCCCAGGUCCAAACCCAGAUAUCGACACUGAAAUCAACAGCGUCAAGGAAGGGAACGGUUCACGAAGUAGUAGUAGCAGCGACAGUCAUGAAACGAGCACCAUCAUGGAGCAUAACAUCAGCACUCUCUUGCCUGCGUUCCCGAGUCCUGAGACGGGGAUAUACCCACCUCCUUCUAUGCGUCGGAUGAGCAGUACGACCAAGAUUGGCGGACGGAGCGAUGGUGGUCUAGGAGGUGGAGAAGCCGAAUUGGUUGGGAUGUUGGACUUGGACCCGUUCGUGAACCUGCCGCCUGUCAGUUUCCUGUCGCCGACGAGGGCGGAGGAAUACGACUAUUGCUACGUCGACGAGAAUGGGGAGGUGAAGAGGGUUAUGAGCGGGCCUGGGGAGAAUAAGAAUGUUGUGAGUCGGUUGAGUCGGGCGAGUUCGGUUGUUGGGCCGCAGAGUGAUGAGAGUGUGCUUGGCGUUGCUUGCUGAUCCAGAAUGGACUGCUGUGGAUCUUAUCGCAUAAUAUAAUUUGUAUCUUGGGAAUAUGUAUGUACCACUCCGCUCAUUUUGCAUUUCCGUGUGUCGACAUCGACAUUAUACUGGGCUGUCCGUUCUUUGCAACCUGUCGUGAUGCUCUCUGUCAUUCCUCUAUGGCGACGAACUCGGCUGCUUAUUUUAUCAAUUAUAAUUGACAUCUGUACUGGUCAUAAAGGAAUGUAUCGAGUCUGUCUUGUUCAUGAAGUGUCUGUCCUUUGUAUCGAGUGCAACCGUGGCGGUUGGCUUGUA